CGAAAGGUUGACGCUACAAUUCGUGUCGUUUACGAUGCCCUCGUUACUGUCGCUCUCCGAUGAUCGUUUUUAUUGCCUCACGCUUGGAUGUUCCCGCGAACCCCUCGAGCCUAGGUUGAUCCCGAGGCAGUAUUUCCCUGUCGACAGGAAUGGCAGCAGUGGUGGAGAGCCCGCUUUCUUUUACAGGAACCGACAUGCGUGAAGAAACCAUGGGGGAGCCGCGGGACGCCGUCAUCUUCUUUGGGAUCUCGCUCGUGCUUGGGAUCGCUUGCCGACAUAUUCUCAAGGGCACCAGGGUGCCCUACACCGUCGCUCUUCUCAUUUGCGGCAUUGCUUUGGGGUCAUUAGAAUACGGAACACACCAUGGCUUGGGCAAGCUUGGUAGUGGGAUACGUAUUUGGGCAAAUAUCAAUCCUGAUUUGCUAUUAUUUGUUUUUCUUCCCGCCCUACUAUUUGAAAGUUCAUUUGCAAUGGAAGUGCAUCAGAUUAAGAGAUGUUUUAUGCAAAUGUUGCUACUCGCCGGACCUGGAGUUGUACUAUCGACCUUCUUCCUUGGAACAGUAUUAAAGUUUACAUUUCCGUACGGGUGGGACUACAAGGUGUCAUUAUUGUUGGGAGGUCUUCUUAGUGCCACAGAUCCUGUUGCAGUUGUGGCUUUAUUGAAGGAACUUGGAGCAAGUAAAAAAUUAAGUACCAUUAUUGAAGGAGAAUCUUUAAUGAAUGACGGGACUGCAAUUGUUGUUUAUCAGUUGUUCUACAAGAUGGUGCUUGGGAUGAGCUUCAAUGUUGGAGAAAUUAUUCAAUUUCUAUCACGUGUUUCACUGGGAGCUGUAGCCCUUGGUCUAGCUUUCGGAAUAGCAUCUAUACUCUGGCUUGGGUUCAUCUUCAAUGAUGCAGUCAUUGAGAUCACCUUAACUCUCGCAAUCAGCUACAUCACGUUUUACACUGCUCAAGGUGGGGCAGAUGUUUCUGGAGUAUUGGCAGUGAUGACUUUGGGCAUAUUAUUUGCAGUAGCCAAAACAGCUUUCAAGGGUGAUAAUCAACAGAGCUUACAUCAUUUCUGGGAAAUGGUUGCUUAUAUUGCGAAUACUUUGAUCUUCAUCUUGAGCGGAGUGGUUAUUGCUGAAGGUGUUUUAAACAACGACAAUCAUUUUGAACGGCAUGGAAGUUCAUGGGGAUACCUUAUUCUGCUCUAUGUUUAUGUCCAGUUGUCACGUGUUCUGGUUGUUGGGUUAUUGUAUCCUUUUUUAUGUCAUUCUGGAUAUGGUUUUGACUGGAAGGAAUCUGUGAUACUUGUAUGGUCUGGGCUACGUGGAGCAGUGGCUUUAUCACUCUCACUUUCUGUAAAACAAGCCAGUAACACGAGCCAACCUUUUCUAACCAGUGAACUUGGAACCUUGUUUGUUUUCUUUACUGGUGGAAUUGUAUUCCUAACACUGAUUAUCAAUGGGUCAACCACCCAGUUCCUCUUGCACUUUUUGGGUAUGGAUAAGCUAUCAGCCGCGAAGAUUCGUGUUUUGAACUACACAAAAUCUGAAAUGCUAAAGAAGUCUUUGGAAGCUUUUCGUGAUCUUGGAGAUGAUGAAGAGCUUGGACCAGCUGAUUGGCAAACCAUCCGAAGAUAUUUAACCUGUUUAGGUAACUUGGAUGUGGAUGAGAAACCACAUGUCAUAACUGAAACCGAGGAUCAUCUAAAGAGGUUGAGCUUAAGUGACAUGCGAGUACGUCUUCUAAAUGGUGUGCAAGCUGCUUAUUGGGCUAUGCUUGAUGAAGGAAGGAUAUCUCAAGCCACUGCAAUGAUUUUAAUGAGUUCUGUUGAUGAAGCUAUGGAUGUGGUGUCCACUGAGACCUUAAGUGAUUGGAAGGGCUUAAAGUCCAAUGUCCUUUUUCCAGGGUAUUACAGAUUUCUUCAGAUGAGUAGGUUCUCAUUGCGGCUGGUCACCUAUUUUACAGUGGCAAGACUAGAGUCAGCAUGUUCGCUUUGUGCAGCUUUUCUCCGUGCACACAAAAUAGCUAGACGGCAACUCCGUGAAUUUAUUGGUAAGUUCUUUUCUUUGUAGGGUAGACAACCGCAUUGCCCUUUUGCUUUUAGGGAUUUAUCUUAUACUUUACUAGAUCUUGAGAUAAGCCAGCUUCCUGCAGUAGAUGUUAUUGGUGCUUAGUUCUUUUUUAUUUUAAUGUGAUGACACUUUUUCACGCAAUGUUUUUUAAAUGUUCAUAAGCAUACUUCUUAUGACAACUGAUUCAUCAUCCAAUAUGGCUGACCUUUUUUCUUCAUCUACCACGAUAUUGUUAAUGUACGACCCUUGUUAGAAUAUGCGUCAAGUAAUGAUGUACCGAUGCUGUAAUUUAUCCUAAUUAGAAUUAUAAAAAUGUCACUGAAAGCAGGGCCCAAUAAGAUCACCAUGUUUUCUCUACCAACCCAUCAGA
This is a messenger RNA of Phalaenopsis equestris, 2430 nucleotides long. RefSeq names its product sodium/hydrogen exchanger 7-like. The coding region runs from base 150 to 2060 and encodes 636 amino acids. Gene Ontology annotation, biological process: proton transmembrane transport. The record is from RefSeq and is a predicted model, not a curated record. Gene Ontology annotation, molecular function: sodium:proton antiporter activity. Lineage: Eukaryota; Viridiplantae; Streptophyta; Magnoliopsida; Asparagales; Orchidaceae. Gene Ontology annotation, cellular component: chloroplast envelope; membrane. The transcript is spliced from 16 exons.